AUGGACAAGAAAAACAAAAAGAAAACUGUGAUUAAGAGGAAAAGUGAUGAGAGUGGCGAGGGUGAGAAGAAACAAAAAAUAAUGGUGAACCGUAAAAAUGUGCAAGAGGAGAAAGAAAAGGUUGAGGUCGUGAAUCAGGUGGUGGAGGUUCCUGUGGAGCAGGGCCAGCAGAUCGUGCACACGGGGCAGCUGGUUGAGGGUAACUUCGAGCAACCAGUCUUCGUAAAUAUGAAGGGGGAACCCGUUCAAUUGGGUCCUAAUACCGUCAUACUUUACGAACAAAGUGGCAACCCUUCGAACUUCGCUUUUGGUGGUAUGUGGACCAUGGAUUCUUCUGGAAGGAUCGUGAUGGCAGAGACAAUAUAUGACGUGAAAGGAGAGCCGGACGAAGAAGGUGCUAACUUUGUCCAGAGCAACACUGAAGUGACUACUCAACCAGUGGAAGAUCAACCGAACACAUAUCAACAGUUUGAGCUUAGCAGUGGCGCGCAAGUAGAUGGACAACAGGAGUAUGAGGUGGCCAUCAUUGAGAACCCACCUACAGAGACCAAUGAGAACCCUGAACCCCAAGUGGUGACCAACGAAGACCAGCUAGUGGCGACAGGUACCGGCGCAGUGCGCUGGCUCAAUCAGAAAUAUGACUUUGUAGUGAGGAAACUGCAAUUGAAUUAUGACGCCGGCGUAAAACUCCUGCACUCUCCAACUGGUUGCAUACAAUGCGUCUACCUAACGACACCGAGCAUGCAGCUAGCCUUCAACGCAGUGCCACAGUUUUUGUGUAUUGAGACCGGCAUAGAGUUUAACAGCACUAUACCGACAGUAGGAGGAACGGGCACUCCGUCCCUCAAGCAUAAUGUCACUCUGUUCCUCGCUGAAGAUGGCAACGGGAAAUCAGUCAUUGUUAGUGCUGGUAUUUCAACACUAAUCGGCGAAGAUCUGACCUGGUUACUGGACACGUUCAAGUCGUGCAACCCGGCGUGGCGACAGGUCCGAUGUGUAGUUUGCGACCCCACCAAGUGUCAACAGUCAGUCCGCGCGGCGUUCCCGUCGGCGCACGUGACGUGCUCCGUGUGGCAGGCCGCGCGCGCCGCCGCCCGCCUGUGCUCGCUGGCCGCACCGCCCGCACCGCCCGCGCCGCCCGCACCGCCCGCACCGCCCGCGCUGUGCCCGCACGGGGAGCUGGCCGCGCGGUGCAAGACCUACGCGUUAGCUCUGCUCAGGGGAGAUCACACGUUAACGCAGUUACAGGUUCUAAAGCGCAGUAUAAUAGGCACUGGAGCGGGCACACUGCGUCUAUGGGAGGUUUUAUCUCGGCCCAACGGGGCCAUUGCCAAGCUGGACUCUUGGCUAGAAGCUGAUAAUUAUACUAAUAUAUUGCAUAAGGGUCUAGAACGGCUAGUAACAAAAUUCCAGAAUUUGGUCCGGAACCCACUACAGCUGGACGAGUUUGUCUCCAUAUUCUUCAACGUAGCCAACCAGCUGGAGAACGACAGGCGGACCUUCGCACUUAGUAGGUUACGGGACACUGAGACUCUGAAACAGUCCCCGACGGAUACCAUCACACAGUACGCUUACAAUUUGAUGUCUCAUCAGACCAAGUUAGCACAGAAAUGUCUAGACGAUAGAGCUGGCAGGAAGCACAGCAGUGCUGCCAUCUGUAAGUACGGCACGUCGACGCAGGAGUGCUCGUGCCUCUUCAGCAAAGUCUUCAGGCUGCCCUGCAGGCAUAUACUUAUGUUGACCACUGAGCUCAAGGUUAAGACUCACAUCCCGUUCGAGCCGCGGUGGACGGUACAACAUUGUCUGUUCGGCUGUGAGAAUCUAAACUCUACCACUAACAAUACUGGUGCGGGGUCAUUCCUGGAGCAGGUGGUGGUGGAGGCGGAGGACGCGCCGCGACAGGGGAUGCAACAGUCCGCCGUGCAUCAGGUAGGCGGCGUCAGACAACAGCAGUACGUACUAGCCACGGCCGGCCAGCCCGCCACACCCGUCUCGCAGGUGAUAUUCUGCGGCGGCGGCGUAGGCGGAGUGUCAGGCGUGACCAACGUCGGGGGCGGAGCGCCCGUCAUCACGUCGGUCCUGUCCGCGGGGGGCGCAGUCCUCACUCCGCACCACUCGCUGCAUCACUGA
This is a messenger RNA of Spodoptera littoralis (African cotton leafworm), 2130 nucleotides long. The record is from the annotation of a GenBank genome assembly. Lineage: Eukaryota; Metazoa; Arthropoda; Insecta; Lepidoptera; Noctuidae.